Molecule: messenger RNA, 1718 nt
Organism: Dermacentor andersoni
Lineage: Eukaryota; Metazoa; Arthropoda; Arachnida; Ixodida; Ixodidae
Biological process (GO): regulation of canonical NF-kappaB signal transduction
Cellular component (GO): cytoplasmic side of plasma membrane; plasma membrane signaling receptor complex
Molecular function (GO): tumor necrosis factor receptor binding
Source: RefSeq, a predicted model, not a curated record
AGUUUCCGCAGAACCGUCGCUACGACGUUUGCCAAUCGACAUAUGUGCGCUUCGUCAUGGCUUCUCAAGACCAGCGAUACACGCUGUGGGGUUUUACCGAAGAAUUGGACUGGAGACGUUUGAAUUUCGCCGAGCGUAUUCCUGCUCACAGAAUAUGCAACGCGUGUGGCGUGCUGCCCAGAGUGACCGCUUUUCUGCCCUGUCGACACGUGCUGUGCAGCAGCUGCUACGAGCAGUGCGUGCACCAUGAGGGUCACGCCUGCCCACUCGACGGUGACCAGUUUCUUCGAGAAGAGGCAGAGUGGAGAGACUUUCCUUUGGAGAACCUUCUCAGGCGGAAGGUAAAAUGCUGGAAUGAAGAACGUGGCUGCGACAUAGUUUUGGCUGCAUCAGAGCUGAACAAGCAUUUCUGCAAUGACUGUGAAUACCACGCCACAUCGUGCCCUAAAUGUUCGAAGCUCGUGCUGCGUAGUAAUGUUGCCGGGCAUUUACAAAGCAAAUGUGAAGAUUAUGCGCUGUCUCUGACGUCCUGGGCUCUAGAAAAGUCAGACAGUGACCAAAAAGCAGUGAUGGUGGCUCUGAAUGCAAGCUUAGACGUGCGAGUAGUUGAAAUGAAAGAAAGGCUAGACGAUCUUAUUAGGGAUCAUGCUGCCCAAAAUGAUCACCUAACUAAUAUUUCACAUUGCAUCAACACGGUCAAGGAAACACUGCUACAAAGGUCGAGCGGAAGUAGUACCUUGGAUCACUUUGCUUCACAAUCUACAAAUACGUUAUCCUCAGUCAGAGCAGUCGAGGAAAAAUUGAUUGACCACAGCGGUGAGGCGCGCAUGCUGGCAGGAGCAAUAACAGAUUCAAUAAAAGACCUGAAGGAAGGCUUAGAAGACAUGAAGCGAACUGUCAACCACCUCAAAGAGAACAAUACGCAAAGCACGUUGCAAGCGGAGUUGAGAGAACGGUUGACGUCGGAUACCGCUGUGCUGAAGAAAACUUGCGAAGGUGUUGAUGCGCUAAAGGAAGCUUUUGGAAAAGUGUUGGACGGCAGCACAAGGACAAUCUGCACAAAGUGCGCAGGAAGUGUUGCUGGCAUUGCUGAAGUGGAGGACACUGAGAAGCAAGAAGGGCCGAGCGCAUUGAAUAAGGAAAAAGAGUUGGCCUUAAAUACAAUCAACAUAAGGCGGUAUGAGUUUUUUGCUAAGGGAUACAAAGCAAUGAAGGACGACGCCUAUUCGGAAGGCUUUCAUUCUUACUCGAGCGAGAAGACAUACAUGUGUGGCUAUCACGUGUCACCAGGAGUGUACUUCAGCAAAGAGGCAGACCAUGUGUUAUUGCAUGCUGGUUUUCAGCUGCACAAGGGUGUGAUCGACGAAUUCCUUCAGUGGCCUUUCAGUCAGGACGUUCAGCUGACCGUGAAACAUCCGUCCGAAAGUAAACGGCGUCAGACGCGGUGGAAAACGUCGGGUCAACUUAUGUCCUAUGGAAGGCCCGAACAAUCGAGUAACCAUAGCAGCUAUGCCCCCCUCCUCCCAAUUCACGUAGAUGAUCUUGAACGUGAAGGGUACGUCAAGGACGACAAGCUUCAUAUAGAGUGGGAGCUUCUUCCGAAAGACGUAGCAAAAUAAAUUAGGGGACAUUAAAUGCCCGAGCAGUUUUCUUUCCUGGAAACAAACUUCGCUCUUCCCGGCAACUUCGUUGAAGCCAAAAUAAAGCAUCGUCCUGAA